Saccostrea cuccullata (small rock oyster) is the source of this 1254-nucleotide messenger RNA. RefSeq lists its product as uncharacterized. Lineage: Eukaryota; Metazoa; Mollusca; Bivalvia; Ostreida; Ostreidae. The record is from RefSeq and is a predicted model, not a curated record. The coding region runs from base 1 to 1254 and encodes 417 amino acids. The transcript is spliced from 3 exons.
AUGCUGAAAAUACUACAAGAGAAGAGGGAGUUACUAGAACAGAUCAAGGCAGAUAUUCUUGAAGGAUUAAAGGAAGAAGAAGAGAUACAAACAGAAAUACAGGACUCAGAUGAGUGUAUGUUAGACUUAAGGCUGAAAUUAAGAGAAUUAAUGAAGGAUACAUUGCCUGAACAGACUCAGUUUAUGUUAAGUCAAACUUUCAUGGAUUGCUUUGAAACAAGCGAUCAUAGCAACAACAGCCUGUCCGAUGUUGAGAAAUUCAACUACCUUAGAUCAUUGCUUUGUGGGGAGGCUCUUAAAAUUAUUUCAGAAUUUGCUCUUACAAAUUCCAAUUACAGACAAGCCUUGGAUGUUUUAUCGGAGAGAUACGGUCAAACCCACAAAUUAACCAAUGCGUACAUGAAGAAGCUGAUGGACCUUCCAGGUCCAAAUAGUAAUCCAAAUAAACUACCACAAGAAUUCCUCCAAGAGAUCACUCGGCAAAAAGGAGAUGACCACUGGGAUAUAAAUACGCUCUGCAAAUCAAUCAAAAGGGAACUAUCAGUGUACGAGAUAACUGACUUCAAUGAUUACAGUGAACCAAAGAUCACCUCAAGUUUCAUAACCAGAGCCAAUGCAAAGAAGAUGUCAGGAAUCGUUACACAGAGAAAAGGAGACCAAAUGGAGAAAAAAUUGUGCAUUUUUUGCAAUGAAGACCACAGUCCAAUCAACUGUAACAUUGAACACAACAGGAAACUGGAGAAAAUCAAGAAGGACAAGUUGUGUUUUAAUUGCCUAGGUCGACACAAAGUGGCAGACUGUAAAUCCAAGAAAACAUGCAAAAAGUGUAAUCGACAUCACCACACUAGCAUAUGUACAAGACAGGAGAAUGCAGUAGAAGUAUACGAGCAACAACAGAAAGCCAAAGUGUCCAUAACCCCAUCAAGUGUUCUCAGUCUACAUUCAACUUCAUUCAGAUCUUUCCAAGUUCUUUUCAAGACAGCUGUUGCAGAGGUACAGUCCGCUAAUGGAACAGAAUGUCAGGCAAACAUCAUGUUCGAUGAGGGAUCACAACGAUCAUUUAUCAACCAAAAAUUAGCAUCUCAGCUUCAGCUUGAGGUUAUCGGAAAAGAAGUGAUCAAUGCUGCUGGAUUUGGAUCAAAGAAAACAGAGUUGUGUCACUUAGAUAGAGUACAACUGAGCAUCAUUGGGGAGAGAAAUCAGCACAUACCAACAGACGUAUUCGUUGUUCCACAGAUUGGUGUUCCAAUUUAA